Messenger RNA from Monopterus albus (swamp eel), 2406 nucleotides. It is a transcript of the gene mdm4, whose product is annotated as MDM4 regulator of p53. Gene Ontology annotation, biological process: negative regulation of apoptotic process; protein ubiquitination; regulation of cell cycle. Lineage: Eukaryota; Metazoa; Chordata; Actinopteri; Synbranchiformes; Synbranchidae. Gene Ontology annotation, cellular component: nucleus. The record is from RefSeq and is a predicted model, not a curated record. The transcript is spliced from 11 exons. Bases 234 to 1721 code for a protein of 495 amino acids. Gene Ontology annotation, molecular function: ubiquitin-protein transferase activity.
CUAACUCAGUUCCGGGGCAUUCUACUGUUUGUGCAGCCGGAAGUUGUGUAGCUAUAUUCAUCGUUUUGAAUUUCUGGUUCACCUGUCAGUUCUUUAGAGUUAGCUAGUGUUAGAAACUCGAUUUUUACUAGCUAUAUGUAUAUUUAUAAGUUGCGGGCUAGCUGUUAACGCAGUAGUGCGUGUGGAACAAUGUAAUGUGAAGUAAUGUCAACUGACGAUUUUGUUCGUUUACUAUGAGCUCUCUAUCAGCCCAGCCUUCUGCUUCAAGCUCGUCAUGCAGGACUCUACCUGGAGAGGGAAAUCAGGUACAACCAAAAGCUCCUCUCCUGCAGAUUCUGCGUGUUGCUGGAGCCCAGGAAGAAGUCUUUACGCUCAAAGAGGUGAUGCACUACUUGGGUCAGUAUAUCAUGGGGAAGCAACUGUACGAUAAACAGAGGCAGCAUAUAGUCCACUGCCAGGAUGACCCUUUGGGAGAGCUGCUGGAAGUGGAGAGCUUCUCUGUCAAAAACCCAAGCCCGGUGUAUGAAAUGCUCAAGAAGUACUUGGUUGUACUUGGUUGUGCGGACGCUGCAGAGAAUCUUUCUGUGGGCCGUGAAUGUGUAGAGGGCGGAGUGGAGGAUCAUGGUCAGAUGUGUGGAGGUGUGGUCAAAGCAGGACUGGAGGCCAGCAGUGAUGGGCCUCUCCUGCAGACCCCCUCCCAGAGACGACCUCGGGAGCCAGACGAUGACUCACUUGAAGGCCUGCCACGGUCAGCCUGCAAACGGCCCAAACUGGAUGUUACUCUGGAUGAGUGGGAUCUCUCCGGCCUGCCAUGGUGGUUUCUGGGUAAUCUCCGUAGUAACUAUAGCCGUAGGAGCAAUGGCUCCACCGACAUCCGCACAAACCAACUGUCUCUUGCACAGGAGGAGGACACGGCCAUCGUAUCGGACACCACUGAUGACCUCUGGUUCCUCACUGAGGGUGAGAGUGAACAGGUCAGUGUGGAAAUGAAAGAGGCUGCGCUGGAGGAAGGGAGUGGGGGAGAAGGGGAGAUCCCCCCUGACGAUGAUGAUGGAGGGACAGAGGAGAAGGCCGAUCGAGAGAUGCAGGAGGAGCCAGAUGAUGAUUCUCAGUGCCUUAGCGAUGACACUGAUACAGAGAUCUCCAUACAGGAUGCAUGGCAGUGUACAGAGUGCAGGAAGUAUAACACACCUGUGCGGAGGUACUGUGUUCGCUGCUGGGCUCUACGAAAGAACUGGUACAAAGAUGUCCCUCGACUUGCCCAUUCCCUUUCUGUUCCUGAUAUUGCAGCAUGCAGCUCUCUCACUACUCAUAAUGAAGAAGAUGACAGUGACACAGGCAUUGAUGUCCCAGAUUGCAGCAGGACAGUAUCUGACCCCGUCAUCCUGCCCUCCCACUCCACAGCUGACCGACCACUAGCCAUUGUGGUCAGGGGGAAAGACAAAGGGCCUCGGCCCUCAGGCUUCCAUAAGGAUGAACAGCUUUCAGGAGGGGAGAGUCAGGAAAAUCUAGGCAUGGAGGUUGAAGAAGUGAGGCCCGAGGCACUGCUGGAGCCUUGCAAGCUCUGUCGAGUGCGACCACGCAAUGGAAAUAUAAUACAUGGACGUACGGCUCACCUAAUAACCUGCUUCCCAUGCGCAAGGAAGCUACACAAGUUCCAGGCCCCUUGUCCUGGGUGUGGAAAGAUUAUUCAAAAAGUUAUCAAGAUAUUCAUCCUCUAAAAAAACCACACAUGCACACAGACACCUAUCAGGCUCUGGAGAACUAGACAAAAAUUUUCAGACACAUUCAGCUGUGCAGCUGCACACACUGCUUAUAGACACACACACACACACACAAUGUGCACUUUCCCUUAAAACAUACAGAUUUACAGACUGAUGGCACUUCUGAAUCUUGCUCGUUAUUUUACAUCACAUUGCCUCUGAAGUAUUUUUAAAUGAAACCUUGGACUUCAGAGUUUGUUACCCCAGAUAUUUGUUUUAGUGCCACAUGAAUAAAGGGCGUAGAAAGGCAUAAAUAUUUAUUUAUUUAUUGGACAACCUCAUAAGGGUGCACCGUUUGUGUGAGCUGUUUGGUUUCAUGAAGGCUUAUUUUUCAGGCUGUGUUAACUGUGUCAUUGGUUUUUGCAUUGCAUGUGUUGAAUGGUGCCAUUUAAAAGCUAGUUUUGCUUGACUUGGUUCUUCUGUUAGUUGUGUUUGAUUUUCUUUCACCAUAGAUUUACUUCAGUCAUCAUCGGGAAACAUGGAAUGAGCAGUGCAGGAAUUAAACAGCCUUUUGGUUUUUUUUGCUUGUUUUGUUGUUUUUCUUUUAGUUGGUCUUGGUCUUAUACUCGUAUAGCGCCUUUCUAUGCUUUUUACAGCACACUCAAAGCGCUUUCACACAUUAUUUGGCCAUUCACCCAUUCGC